AUGAGUGCGGGAGCGCAUUUGGUAAUGAACCAAACCUACCGUGAACAAAAUUUUGAUCGUCUUGUGUCAGAAUGCAGACUUGAUAAUUCAGGAGCAAAUAUGGCAAAUGUCGAGGAGAUGCCAGAAGAUAUUAAGUCCCAAUAUAUAUUCACAGAUGAAGAUAUUGCCAGUAUUACGACCGAUCUUAUGUAUUUAGUUGGUUGGCACGAAGAUCAGGUAUUUUCAGUUUGGGGAAGAUUAAUAAAAUACAAUCACACACAACCAUUAAGUGUUUUUGAACCUUACAGCAAAGAUUUUCCGCGUAAUGGAGUGGAAAUUUUAAGACAAAAACUGGAUCAAAUUAUUGAAAUAAAAGCUCCAGUUCCUUUUUCAGAAAAUAGGGGCUAUUGCCCAUCUCAAGCAUACGAAACACAGUUACAAAAAGUGCCGAUGGCCAAAACACCUCUUUAUGAGAAUUUCAAUGACAUACUACAAUUCGCAAACUCAAAUUCCUCUUCUUCUACAGAAAACUCUACAACUACAGAUUCUACAUCUCAAGGAAUUCAAUCUCAAAAUUCAAAUUUUCCAAAUGAAAAUUUGGAAAAUUCCCAAAAUGCAGAAUCAACUGAUGAUUUUCAAUCAUUAAUAACGCCAAUACAAGAAGAUCAUUUUCCUUCUGCCAACGAACUAAAACAAGGGUUUGAUAUUGCCCAUGAUGUUUUAAUUAGUCCGCCACCUGAGAAUCAACAUCCAGAAAUUGAUGAAGAAGAGACACAAAAAGCAAUUUAUCUAUUACAAAACUUAGACUUUCCUAAGAAAUAA
Trichomonas vaginalis G3 is the source of this 801-nucleotide messenger RNA. RefSeq lists its product as uncharacterized. The record is from RefSeq and is a predicted model, not a curated record. Bases 1 to 801 code for a protein of 266 amino acids. Lineage: Eukaryota; Parabasalia; Trichomonadida; Trichomonadidae. The transcript has a single exon.